This is a messenger RNA of Coregonus sp. 'balchen', 3561 nucleotides long. The record is from the annotation of a GenBank genome assembly. NCBI's taxonomy places the organism in Eukaryota, Metazoa, Chordata, Actinopteri, Salmoniformes, Salmonidae.
AGUCACUCAGGUCUAUUACGCUGGAGGUUUAAACAGUCCCUUCUUGGGUUCAGAGAAGUAAAGUUGGCUGUUUACUUUUUCUAUUGAUUUAUACCACAGAUUUUUGGGUUGCCUAUUUCAGCAAAUACUCGGGGAGAUGUCACACGAAAGGUAUGUUCUAGAAUUCACAACCAUAUCUACAUUUAGGAGAUAUUGAUUGCGUGGUAUGGGUGGGCGCAUUCUAGAAUGCAGUGCGAAUCGUUCCAGCUUGCCCAACAGAUCCUAGGCAUAUAUUGUCGAUUCGUCGUGCAAUGCAAGGCUCAAAUUAAAAUAGUAAUUAUUGUUCAUGAGAAGGGCACAAGUACAGUUCGAGCAAAAUAAUACCGAUUAUACCAAAAAUGCAUUGGCAGACCCAGAAAUCGAAACCGCGCGCUCUCAACACAAGGAGGCGGCUAGCACAUCAGAAUGUGAUAAUUUACAUGCUAAAACAACUUUAUAGCUAGGAACACUAAUGAAAUGUUUUAUUGCAUAGCUACAUGUCUAUUUAAACGUGUAUUUUUGGUGUGAUAUGGCGCAAUUUUUGGGGAGAUUAACUACUAAAAUGGAACGCCCGCAAACAUGGCGGGCAUUCAUUCUAGCGAGCGAACUAUCUAACGUUGGCUAACUAAACUUUGCUAAUUGUGAACUAGCUACAUUGUGUAACGAUGUUUUAGCAAGCUACAUCAGGUGUUACAUCUCGGGUAAUACAACAUGCACAAAAAGAUUGUCCGUUUGUCUCAUUGUCCCAUUAUUUUUGUAUCAGGGCUUUGCAGGAGUUGCCCUGCCUGAAUGAGAAUUUGGAGGGAUCCAUGCUGUCCCUCACUGAGAAGAGCAAACGGAAAAAGAGACAAUACUUUGGAGAAUGUCUGGACACGGAGAACACCCCUCACGAGCUCAUUCAGCAGUGGUCACCACCUCACAAGCAGCGGGUGGUCUGCAAGGGCAAAGAGAACGAGGAUAACCAGUUCGUGCUUGCCAGGCGACCAAGGAAAAGGAGGGAGUUUUCAGGUGUGUAUAGCCAUGUGUUGGGAGGAAUACAAUAAGCUUAGAAAAACACAGCUAAUUAUCUGGAAUUCUUAAGAAUUAUUCUGUUUUAGGGAAGUCACUAUUUGAUCAAAUUAUUGAUUGUUUGAUGUUGUUUCAAUGACAGGCUUGGCCUGGGACAGUCUCCCAGAUGAGUUGCUGUUGGGAAUCCUGUCCUGCCUCCCCCUGCAGGACCUCCUCAGGAUGUCCCGGGUCUGCAAGCGCUGGCAUCGCUUGGCGUAAGUCUGGGACCAUUCAACUGUACUUGUAAACAACUUACAUACUACACUGCAGAAUUUCUGCUUGAAAAUCUUAGAUAUCACACUCACUUUUCCUAACACUGGCAAAUAGAUCAGCAAAACGUAUCUGAGUCUGUCAUUUAAGUCUGCAUGUUUUUGUGCCUGGCAGGUUUGACGAGUCUCUGUGGCAUAGUGUGGAUCUGGUAGGGAAAGCCCAGCUAGAUCAAGCUCUUGGGCAGAUGCUUACGGUUGGAGUACUGGGACUGCGCUGCCCCCAUACCUGCAUUGGAGAACCACGUUUCACCCACACACAGUGAGUCCUCAUACUCAUACAUAUAAUGGGGGUACAGAGGUUUCUGUUGUAGGUGAACAUAGACAAUCCUAUUUGUUGUGGUGCAGUAUGUCUUAUCAUGUAAUUUUGUCUGUUAUUUCAGACACCUGCAUGUCCAUCACAUGGAUCUGUCCAGCUGCACUGUAACAACCCCGGUUCUAGAUGACAUCAUCUCACGUUGCAGGCUGCUAGAGAAUCUAAGCUUGGAGGGACUGGAGCUCUCUGACAACAUCGUUCAGUGAGUAAAGAAGACAAAUGCUCUGUUUACAAUGAUGUCAUGUAAAUGUUACCAGCCAUUUUAGACAGCAUUCAGAAUGAUUCUUAACAGUCUUACUCUACCCAUCAGGUCCCUAUCUCAGAAUACUGAGCUGGUACGGCUCAACCUGUGUGGCUGCUCUGGCUUCUCCCCUGACUCGCUUAGUGAGAUUCUCAAAUCCUGCUCACGGUAAGCUUAGUCUCUCAAUUUCUAAUUCUGUUUUAUUUGAUGAUUUUGAAUGUGUUUGAAGUUCUAAGUAUUUCUGAAUGAUAGCAUAAUCUAUGUAAUUAACUCGCUGUUUAAACCAUGAUCUGUGCAUUGGUAAACUAAUGCAGAACUUUGUUGCUUUCCCUUUUUCCAUUCCUAUACCAAGGCUUGAAGAGCUGAACUUGUCGUGUUGUGACUUCAGCACUGAUCAUGUGAAGGCUGUUGUAAGUAACAUCCCCUCCAAUAUCACCCAGCUCAACCUCAGUGGCUACAGACAGAACCUUACUAUGGAAGGUGAGGAAAACCUAUGGCAUUGAACAUUUUCCCUCAGCCCAUAUUUGUAUUGACUGUUUGAAUAUCUCUAUACUGAUGAUGAGUUAAAUUUACCAAUGGCCUCUUUUCAGAUGUGAAAGACUUGGUGGAGAGAUGUCCUAACCUCGUAAAUCUGGAUUUAAGGUGAGUUCAUACUGUAUCUCCUGAGCUGGGCUGAAAUGUGGAUCCACAUGAUUGCUUUGACUAUGACAUUAUUUGACAUGGAUACUGUACAACUACUGUUUCUUCAUACCAUAAUCUCAUUAUGAUAACUUGUCUGUGUAUUUGUGUUACAGUGACAGUGUUCUGAUGACGACCUCCAGUUUCCCCAUCCUCCAGCAGCUGCAGUCUCUUAGACACUUAGCAUUGAGCCGCUGCUACCAGAUUCACCCUGCUGCCUUAGCGUAAGUGACAGACAAACUCUCAAGUGAUAAUAUGAAUGCUUUAGUAGUCUUGUUGCUUUCCUUAGCUGCCAAUUCCUCUCAUUUUUUUGUUGUUUUAAGCCUAUUGUUUAUUUCAGUGACUUUGAGAAGUUCCCAGAGCUGCAGACGUUGGAGGUGUACGGGCUGGUCCAGGACACCUACCUGCCAAUCCUGAGUAAAGGUUUGCCCCGUCUCCAAAUCAACACCCGGCCAUUUUCAGGCGUGGCCCGUCCCACCGAGGCCACCCGGAGGGACCGCACCAUGUGGGGCAUGACCUGUCGCUUGGUGUUCAGGCCCUAGCCAUAACACCUUCCUAACGCUGUCACUAACAUGUCAUAACUCAUUUCUGUCUGAUGUGGUCAUGAUAUAGGAGGAAUAUUAUCUAUUUUUAGUGUGUCUGUGUCAGCCAUUGUGUGUAUGCAUAUUGCACAGAGCCUUUUGCAAUUUGUUGUACACUGACACCAAUUGUUCUGACUGGUGAUGUAAAUGCCUGUUUUGUUGUGCUUUUGUCAGCACUUAUUUUGGUUUUAUAAUGGUGGGCAUUGGUUCUAAGUUAUUAUUGUAAUAAGCUCAGUAAUAGGACAUAGCCUUCGGAUACACAGUAGUGAACAUUUUAAAUGCUGGUAAAUUAAAUUUCUCCACAGUAAUGCUACUUGAAUACCAUGCAACUGAAUUCAUAAGAUUUUAAAAGCGUACCUGUUUUAGAAAUAUUUUAACCCUGAUAAUGUUGAAGACGGAGCUUGUUGCUUUCAG